Molecule: messenger RNA, 1776 nt
Organism: Glycine soja
Lineage: Eukaryota; Viridiplantae; Streptophyta; Magnoliopsida; Fabales; Fabaceae
Product: CBS domain-containing protein CBSX5-like
Exons: 2
Coding region: 278-1474 (398 amino acids)
Source: RefSeq, a predicted model, not a curated record
UGUGGUACCAAUUCCGGACGCCAGCCAAAAUAACGUUGGGAAGGCCCCAUCUGGAACCCUACAACCGUAAGCAGUAGCAUCGAUAAGGGUUUUACUGGCUAUUCCGGUAACGAGCUCCCUAUAAGUAUGCCAACGUCUUCCACCUCUUUCUCAGCCAAAUUCCUCGCUCAUUUUCACAAACUUGGUUUUUGUUCUUCCAACAACCCAAAUCUCAAACCUCUCCCUCUCUCUCUCUUGUGAUUCUCUUUCUUUCUCUCUCUUCAAACUUGGACAGUUUAUGGCAGCAGCUAGAUUGUCGGGGCAUGAAUUGUCCGAUCUGUGUCUUGGGAAACCGCCGCUCAGGUCCCUCUCCGUCCGCGACACCGUAGCCGACGCCCUCGCCGCCUUGAAGAGGAUCGACGACACCUACGUCAGCGUCUGGAACUGUAACCACUCUUUCAUUCGAAAACAACAACCUCAAAUUAAAUCCCAGGAACAGCUCCAAUGCUGCUGCACCUGCAUCGGUAAGGUUUGCAUGGUCGACAUCAUCUGCUUCCUCUCCAAACCCCAAAACCUCUCUUCACCUUCCGCCGCCUUUCUUUCCCCAAUCUCCGCUCUCCUCCACGACAACUCCGCCGUCCUCGUCCGCCACCUCCCACCCACCGCCAGUUUACUGGAGGCUAUAGAUGUUAUGCACGAAGGGGUGCAGAACCUGGUGAUACCAAUACAAAUCCAGUUUGAAUCUUUGAACUCCAACAACGUGCACCACAAUGACAACACCACCUACUGUUGGCUAACUCAAGAGGACGUGUUCCGCUACCUCCUUAACUCAAUUGGUGUGUUUUCCCCAACACCGGGGAACCCCAUCAACACCUUAGGCGUCAUUGACACACAAAACCUUUUUGCAGUGUGCUAUGACGACCCUGCCUCCUCUAUCUUGGACCUCUUGGCCUUGUCCCUCUUAUACCAAAGUUCCAUCGCCAUCGUCGACCCAAAUGGCAAGUUUGGUGGCGAAAUCUCCCCUGUCAUGCUCAACUCCUGCGACGAAUCCGUUGUGCCGGCUAUAGCCACCCUCUCUGCCGGUGACCUCACUGCCUACAUCGACUGUGGUGGGCCACCGGAGGACUUAGUGCAGUUAGUGAAAGAGAGGGUGAAAGAGAAGGUGGAGGAGCAGAACCUGUUGGAAUUGCUUGGCGAUGAAACAACAGGAACAGGACUUACUUCAUGGUCUUCUUUUUCUUCUAGUUGUUCUUCUGAUGAAGAGUUUUGCUCUGGGAAGAAUUGGAAGCUUGGAGGGUACUCUGCAAGGGUUGGGAGAAGGUCUGAAGCCAUUGUUUGCUACCGUUGGAGCUCUUUAGUUGCUGUGAUGAUUCAAGCAUUGGCACAUCGUGUGAGUUACGUGUGGGUUGUGGAAGAGGAUGGAACCUUGACGGGGAUUGUUACUUUCCAAGGAAUGUUGAAGGUUUUCAGAGACCACCUCAAAUCCAUGUGCUAACAGUUACUUUAAAACUACUACAUUACAUGAUGAUGAUGAUGAUGCAGAUAACGACUACUAUAUGCUACCACUUCAGCUAAUUUGUUGUAAUAAAAAUCCGCUUGCAAAUGAUCUCUUUUGGCUUUGUCGAAGAAUCGAGAUAUGAAGUAGAUAGCACGGAUUUGUGCCUAGGCACAAAUCAAUUUUGCUUUUUGUUUACCUACCCGUGAUUUUCUUUUGCUUAAAUUUGGCCUCCCAAGAUGUUCCAUCAUGUAAUUUAGUUUUCAAAGGAAAAAAUCUUAAAGAGUUUAAUUUCCAUAUAA